This is a messenger RNA of Suillus subalutaceus, 1846 nucleotides long. Its product is annotated as guanine nucleotide binding protein, alpha subunit. Gene Ontology annotation, molecular function: G-protein beta/gamma-subunit complex binding; guanyl nucleotide binding; G protein-coupled receptor binding. The coding region runs from base 298 to 1731 and encodes 477 amino acids. Gene Ontology annotation, biological process: adenylate cyclase-modulating G protein-coupled receptor signaling pathway. The record is from RefSeq and is a predicted model, not a curated record. Gene Ontology annotation, cellular component: heterotrimeric G-protein complex. The transcript has 9 exons. NCBI's taxonomy places the organism in Eukaryota, Fungi, Basidiomycota, Agaricomycetes, Boletales, Suillaceae.
UGGCCAGUCCUGCAGGACCGGUAUAGCAUUUUUACUACUUCCGCAAGCAUCUUCAUGAGAUAGUCAUUAAUUCUGAUGAUAAAUUCCAUGCAAUCCAUGCAUGGGCAUGGUUUAUUAGUUUAUCCAAAGAACCCUGACAUGCUCCAAGGCUUGUGAACUUAUCCAUGUGCCGUACGGCGCCUAUAUUGAUCUUUUUGGUCGUCUCUCCUUCAGCGGAGUGACAAUUCAUCGCCUUUUCUCUUGUCUUCAUCCUUCUUUCCAUCUGUGGUAGUUUUUGUUACCAUCUGAUUAGUGACGAUGCGCAUGUCUGUGGAGGACCCUCUUACACUUGCAAUCGCACCUCCCAAAGAUGAAACACCCCAAGAGAAAGACACACGCGAGGAGGCAGAGGUCGAAGCUCGUCGAAUAAGCGAGGCUAUCGACGAGCAAAUCCGUCAAGAACGAACCGCACUCAAGAAGAAGAAGAAAUCUGUCAAAGUACUUCUCCUCGGACAGAGCGAGAGCGGGAAAUCUGCUACACUCAAAAACUUCCAAUUACAACAUGCACGACGCGAGUGGGCGGAGGAGCGAGCUGCAUGGCGGGCAGUCAUUUAUUUAAACCUUGUUCGCAACAUUGUCAGGGUCCUGGAUAUCCUCAGUCGGGAAAUGUCUCUAGCCGAGGGCGAAAAGCGUCCGGGGUCUACAGCAAUAGAGUAUCUCAGCGAUUCUGACGACGAGUCAACCAGCCAUGGAAUUGUUUAUCGUUUCUCUGAUAAGCAUCGUUUCAUGCAACGGCGUCUCGGCCCGUUACGCAGCAUUCAGAGUGACCUCGAGAACAAACUUGGUCCUGAAUCGCAAGAAGUUCGAUCAACAGCUUCCAUGUCCGCAACACCAUUUGAUUCUCCAGGCUUUCAAAUACUACCCAAACGCCCCUCGCGAGACUUUGGCAUCAAUUCAACAAAUGGAUGGAAAUCCGCCUUGGAAAAGCUGCGCCCGUCGAUGAUGUCCAGUGCCCGUCCUCAAAGACGGAGUGAUAGUGAUCAUAACGAGAUUACUGAUGUGCUCGUUGCGUGCAAGGAAACCAUGCUAGAGUUGUGGCAGGACCCCGUUGUCCAGCAGGUUUUGUCUCAUCGCAAGACAAAUAUCGAAGACUCACCGGGCUUCUUUUUGAACGACAUUGAUCGCAUCGUAUCGUAUGACUAUGAACCUAGCGACAACGACAUUGUUCGUGCGCGUCUACGAACGGUUGGGGUUCAAGAACACAAAGUCGUGAUGGACGACAGCAACGGCAAAGAGUGGCUAUUGUAUGAUGUUGGCGGAACGAGGUCUUCGCGUGUAGCAUGGGCGUCGUAUUUCGACGAUGUCGAUGCCAUCAUUUUCCUCUGUCCAAUCUCUUGCUUCGACGAGCGACUUCGUGAAGAUCGUCGCAUAAACCGCCUGGAAGAUAGCUAUCUCCUGUGGAAAUCAGUCUGCUCGUCUCGUAUUCUAGCCAAGACUGAGAUCAUUCUCUUUCUUAACAAGUGCGAUCUCCUGCACAAUAAGAUCAAGCGAGGGAUGUGUAUAAAGGAUCACAUCCCGAGUUACGGCAGUCGCAAAAACGACACCAUUACAGUAAUGAGAUUACUCCCCGGAGCCACGGCCAUUUUUAUCCAUUUCACAUCGGUAAUCGACACCAAGGCCACCGCAGCUACGUUGAGCGUAGUUGAGGAAAGUAUCCUUCGUACUCAUUUACGGAAUGCGGAUCUUCUAUAAUAUCGCGCGCUGUGUUAUCUUAUCACAACCUUAGUAUAACUACCUACUUCAUUGCUGUCCAUGUUUUAUAACGUGUUGUACCACCAACUUAUUAAUGCAUACCUCUCUAUACUUA